This is a messenger RNA of Tachysurus vachellii, 8360 nucleotides long. RefSeq names its product crystallin beta-gamma domain containing 1a (gene crybg1a). NCBI's taxonomy places the organism in Eukaryota, Metazoa, Chordata, Actinopteri, Siluriformes, Bagridae. Bases 60 to 7973 code for a protein of 2637 amino acids. The record is from RefSeq and is a predicted model, not a curated record. The transcript has 22 exons.
ACGUUUGCUCGAAGGCAGCGCGCUUUUCCUCGCGUCUCCUCUGCACAGCUCCAGACACAAUGAGCGCUCCGAAAACUUCCAAGUUUAAGAAAAUUUUCCUGCACUCCAAGUCCAGGUCCCAGGACAAGGAGGACGUGGAGAAAAGAGAGAAUUCCCCGAGUGAACACGCAGAACCUUCAUCACCCACGAGCCCGAGGGAGAAGAAGGAGAAAAGGAAGCGGUUCGGUUCGUGGCGAUCCAAAAAGAAACCCAACUUUGAGUCCUUCAGCAGCAGCAACAACAACGGCGAGCAGCUGGACUUCACGACCAGGCAAAUGAGCUUCGAUCAGAUGAGUGUCCAGACGGAGGACUUCACCAUGAGCGACGCCUGGUCCAUCACGCAGUCAGAGUGCACGUCUGUCAUCAGCCUGAACCUGUCUCCCUCUGAGCCUAUCUCACCCACACGACGUCACAAGAAGAAUUCUGAGGAAAAAGGUGUCGGUGUGCUGAACCGGGUUGCCAGUUUCAUCCUGAGGAGGCGGCGGAGCAGGUCGUCGUCAGAUGGGACGGAGGAAAACGUGUCGCCUCUUUCGAGCCCCAGCAGUUCUACAGGAUUGAGGCAGGCAUCCACGGAGGGCGAAGAGGUCGAGCAGGGUUUCUUCACCGAUAAAAGGAGCCCGAGUGUACAGAGCGUGGCCUCCAUCGUCGCAGACGGAGGCGACCUUCCGUUUGCGGAUAGCGACAGCAGCGGCAGUGUGAGGAACUUAGCAGUGACGACGAAGAGCAAAGAAGAAAAGGGGACGGAGCUGCUGGUGGCAGAGGCCAGCAGGAAACUCCGGGUGUUUCUGGAGGAGAUCAGUGUCACAGACGAAGGACCGGAGAAACAAAAGAAGACGGUUAAGCAAUGCACAGAAAUUACGAUAAAGGACAACUCCGAACCUAAAUCACCAGACGUUAAAAAGACAGUUUUGAAACCGGUCGUGGGAGGAACAGGGAAUUACAGCGCUCUCACUGGGGUGACGCUGAGCUCUCAGUGCAGGAUCGAGUCCAGUUCUUCAGAUCCAGGCGGCACCGAAGACAUGGGGAAGAAAACGUCGGGCCGGAGAAGAUCACGCAAGCUGAGCAGUGGCUCUCAGGACCUAGCAAGCCCUCCAAAGCCCUUGUCCCCUGAGGCGGAGAACGAGGCCGCUGUAGCCUCACCCUCACCUCUGCAGAUACACAAAGCCAUGUGGGUGGAAACGCACCUAGAGGAGGAAGGGAGUGAGAGCAGUUCUCUCGGUCAGGUCACGCCCGUUCAACAAAGCCCCGUGCUGGGUCUCAGAGCUGCACUCGUCGUUCAAGAAGCACAGGAUUCGGGGUCGGAUUCGUCCGUCUAUCAGGACGCCGUGGAGGUAAAGACAGACGAGGAACCAUUAACAAAGGCUGAGAAACGGAGGAGCGUCAAACUUUCCACCAGUGAGAAGUUCUUUGCCAAGAGAGUGUGGCUAAACUCACAGUCAAGCUUGGAGGGAGAACAAGACGACACGAGCAAAAACGCAGAUGAAAAUAAUCAAAGCAAGCAGAAAUCCGAAGUCAGAAUUCUGCCAAGCAUCAAGAACAUCAGUGUGGAAAUUAAAAAGCCUGACCAGCAGUCAUAUGCUUCUAUAAGUGAAAGAGAUGAUGUAUUCGUAAAAGAGGAAGCUAACACGAAACAGGAGCUUAAUGAUGUAGAGAGCUCCUUAGAGCUUCCUGCUAACAUCUCAGAUCCUAAAGAGGACUUCCCAGACAUGCCUGGAUACAAGGGACAGAUCAGAGAUACGGGUUCAGGGGAUAGCAAUCGGCAGACCUCGGCCGCGACGUCCACACACGUGGACAAAGCAAUCAGCAGAACAAAUGCAGUGGCUGCUGGAAAAGGCCCAGCUCCGUUAGCGGCACCGAAGACAAAAGCAGGUGCGGGUCGAGUUACAAGCCACGCAGAGGCCAAGAAAGCGGAGACCCCAAAAAAGCCUGCACAAAAUGGGACUGAGAAAAAGCAAAGUAAAUCUCCGACAACAAAAGACCUGCCUAAUGUGUUCACUAAGCCUGCAGACAAGUCAAAAAUUCCAAAGAAAACAGCACCUGAAGUUCUGCCAAAACCAAGCAAGACACUAAACACAGGCAUGUCACCUGAUGCGUCAGUUUCCUCUCCAGCUAGGACAUGUGAGACUGCGCAGGCUGAGAGAAGUAAAUCCAGCUCAAGUAACAGUGCUACAAAACUCCAGUCACCAACAUCACCGCCUGGGAAAAGCGAGACCAGGUCACCCAUUAAAGAAGCAGCAGCUAUGGCAGAACCGAGUCAGGCACCUAAACCUUCUCAUCCCAAAGACCAGAAGAAAGGAAACGAUUCAAAAUACAUUGAGGAGAAAACAGAGCAGCCGUCAUUUCCUAGCGUUUUACAGGAAACUAAGGAAACAAGUGACGCUAAAGAAAGCGUGAAGUCAAAAACACAGCCACAAACUCCUACUGAAAAAACUCCCAAGAGUAAAUCAGUAAAACUGUCACUGAGUAAGAGCUCUAAAGUAAACAAAACUGAAACGGAUAACAAGCCUCAAACGCCUUCAGAGGCAGAGCAGCCAGAAAAGAGUAGCACAAAGGACAAGGCUACAAAUGAAAUUAGACUCAUCGGGCCGAAGAGUCCAAAAAAGCCCAAGGCUGAAGCAUCGCCAACAGGAAGCAAGCUGCCUCGCCUGACUCCGCCUAGCGCUCAUAAACGGCCCUCAGAGGACGAAUUUGAUUACGGGGAAGAUGACUCACUCAAGCAACCCUCGCUUUCUGAUGCCAGUCCAAUGAACGAUGAUUCAUCUUCAGUCAACGGUCGUCUCAGCCCUGGCAAAUCUGCUGAACGUGACCAAGCUGUUGGAAAUUCUGUGGUAAAGGUUUCAACAGAAACCAAAUCCUCUCCACAUCUGAAACAUACGGCUAAACUUAAAUCUAGAAACGAGGUGGAAAAAGUGAAAGCAGAACUCGCUGUAGACUCUCAGACUACUGAAGUGUCAGAGCAGAACAUGGACGACGCAGAAGAAAAACAGAGCACGAACGUGAAGACGACAGAGAAUAUUACUGUCCUGGAAAAGUCAGCUCGAGUGCCUGAAGAGAACACGGACAAGGCUAGUGAGGCUCAAAUCAAGGAGCAGAGCAUGAACCUGGAAACAGAGAUACAGGAUGUGAUUGUAAAGUUUACAGAGCCUACAGCACAUUUAGGACCUUCAUCUCGAGCUCUUGAAGAUGAUGAUGUAGCCAAAGAGGCCCAGGGUGUGACUGUGAAGACCACAGAACAUACUGUAGAUUUAAAAACUCCACCUGAAGCAUCUAAAAAGGAAAAGGACCUGGCAGGAUCAGACUCGAAAACGUCGUCUCGAGUGUCUAAGCAAAAAAUAGACAAGCCUGAAAGUUUGAAUGAUAAGAACAAGGAGAUUGAAGCAGAUUUAAAAUUAACUCAAGAGACCGAAGUGAAAAUGGUCCAGACUAAACCAGCGCCAGCUGCGGACGAUAAGAUCGAGGACCGUAAAGCAGACUUCAAAUUAACACCGAAGGCUGAACAGAAACCAGUAGAAGCUAAAAACAAGACAAAAGGAGAGUCUAAAGAUUUGAAAAAUUCACCUGAAAACUUUAAAAAGGAAACUCGAGCCCAAGAUGUUCAGAAUGCAGAAAACACAACAGUUAAACUUGUAAAGACUUCAUCUCAAGUGUCUGAAAGUAAAAAAGAAAAGGCUGACAAAGUGCAAAGCAUCGAUAAGACCAGGGAUCACAGUGCAGAUCAGGUGUCUGAAAAGAAAAGAGACAAAGCUAAAGAACUGCAUAAAGCACAUGUUGAGGCGAUGGAGAAUAAAGCAGACUUAAAAGCCCAACCUGAAGCAUCUAAAGAGAAGGCGAACAAGGCCGAAGAAGUGGUCCGUACUUCAGAUCUGACUCCAAGUCAAACAUCCAAUCAGGAAGUGGACAAACCUAACAAGUUGCAGGAGGUGAGCAUUAAAUCUGAUGAGCAAAAGGCAGGAAUAAAUAUUCCACAAGAAGUAUCUGAUCAGGUGAGUUCUGAAAAGAUUGUUGUUGAAACUAAACCAGACACGGAGCCAAAUGACCCUCAAGGUACAAAACCCCUGGAUAUUCGUACGUCUCAAGUAAAACCAGAGCAUGUUGUUAAAGAAACGCUUCCAGGCACAGAGCAAGUAACUCCUGAAGCCGUGGAAGAGACGUCAGUCAAAGCAACAGUCAGCAUCCAUGUAGAGAACAAAGACUUCAAGGCUGAAACCGUUCAGCAGACCAGUUCAGCACAAGACACACAGGAUACUUCAAAAUCCUCCACAAACACUGAGAGUGAAGAACAAAACAUGGCGACAAACGUUAUUUCAGUAAACGCUCUAUCUAAAACCACAGAAGAAGCAAGGCACAAGGAGGUUGAGGUUCCUGCAUCUACUCCAGACCUCAAAGAAGAACCAAAAGUCAUAAAGAUAACUGAUACAGAAGUGCCAGCGCUUAAAUCACCAGCCUCAGGGUUUGUCAAGGAAGACACUAAAAUGAAACCUGGUAGCAAGAAUGAAAAGUUACGUCCUGAUCAGAAACCUGUAGUUAAGACAUCUGAGCAUCCAAAAGGUACAGAGCAACUGACCUCCCACAUGGAGAAGACAACUAAGAUUCAAAAACCCACCACCAUCGACCAGAAACGUAAACCCGACCCCACACAAGCACAGAAUUUAUCCAGGUCUGAGGGACUUCCUCCAAGUAAUAAUCCUCCAAAAAUGACCACCCAGGACUUUCUACUGGUGUCCAGAAAACUUUCAGAAAGUGCAUCUCCAUCUAGCUGGCUAGAUGUGGACCAAGGUUUUGAGAAGAAGCAAAAUAAGAUGGAAAGGAAAAUGGACUGCUCAGCAAGUGAUGAUACCCUUCUGGACACCUCAGAAGAUUCUGAGGAUUUCAUACGUAAAAUCAAGGAACUCUGCUCUCCUUUCUCUUUUCCUCCUAAAAAGCAUGGCCAGUCUAGGGCGAUCUUGCCUCAGUUUGCCAUGCCUGCUAUUAAAGAAGAUCACUUUGAGAAAACCUUUGAUCCUGAGGAGUUCAAGUUUGGGAUUAGAAAAACUAAAGGCCCAAAAGAUCUAUCUCCAGCCAUGUUGAUCAAGAAGAAAAAUGAAGACUUGAGAAAUAAGCAGCUUUCGAAACGCAAAGGAACUGAAGAUAGUAUGAUUUUUAAAGCACUGGCUUCCAAACGGGGACAAGAAAAAAGUGGUGAGGAAAAGACCACAGCAAAUACAGAGAACGGGGAAGAUCAAGGUGCUGAAAGUUCUGGAAAGGUUCCUUCACGGUUAGAAAGAAUGUCCAUCCUAUCGAACCUCAUGAACACUUCUAAGAACAUGAGGAAACCUCAAACCCAGAAUGAAAGUUUUUCAAACAAGAUUACAUCUCCUACAGUAUCCCAACAGGUUCCAACACCAGGAGACACAAACAACACGAGUACAUCUGUAUCUGUAGUUGUGCCUCCAGGCCAGGCGGAAGGGAACUUGAAGGAACUUGAGUUACAACCUGAUGUUUCUGAAGACUCACCAAAGAGCCCACACACUCCGCCUCCCCUUCCUAACUUUUCAGAAAUCAAGCUUCCUGAUUUCCUGGGGAAGUACCUGAAGAUGGAUCAAGAACCUUCUGCUUUAGUUAACUCCCAAAAAGCAGAAACACCUUCCAAGAUCCCUGCAAUACAGCCGGAAGUCAGCUCUGGAUUCCCAGACACAAAUAAAGGUCUGAAGAAGAUUCCAGAGCCUUCAGAACCGAUCUUUCCACCCAAACCACCAAAACAACAAACCAAACUACCGCCGCCUACACACACUCAGAUAACGACAGUAAGAGGCUUUCACAAGCGGCCCGGAAAGCUGGUCAUCUUCCAGCAAGCCCAGUUUGGCGGUGAGGCAUACGAGGUGUUCAGGGACGUAGAUGACGCCACAUCUUUACUCCUGUCACCUGUCAUCUCUCUGAAAGCUGUCAGAGGCUGCUGGCUGCUUUAUGAGAAACCAGGAUUCCAAGGACGGACCAUCGCGCUAGAGGAAGGGCCGACGGAAUUGGUGAACGAGUGGGUGGAGCCAGAACCUGACCAGGAAGUUGGGCCGGACGGGAUUCCCAUUCCGACCAAACCGAUGGUGAUCGGUUCCAUUCGCCUGGCUGUGAGGGACUACAGCCUCCCCAAAAUCGAACUCUUCUCAGAACCGAACGGAUUGGGCCGCCUGUCCUCGUUCUGCGAUGACAUCAUCGAGCUCGGCUCGUUCGGACGUCCACACAGUGCCGGAUCCAUCAAGGUCCACUCCGGAGUUUGGCUAGUCUUCAGUGAUCCAGAUUUCCAGGGUCUGUUGUCGGUCCUGUCUGUGGGAGAGUAUCCGUGUCCGGAGUCCUGGGGUUUUCCUGAUCCCUUCGUCGGAUCUUUACGACCUCUCAAAAUGGGCGGCAUCAAAGUAGAAAAUCCUCACGAAGUCCGGGCCGUGUUGUAUGAGGAGCCCAUGUUCCAGGGCACCUCCAUGGAGAUAGACACAGAUGUAUGCGACGUCUCUGAGGAAGACGAGGAGAAGGAGGAGAACACUGAGGAAGGAGAGAACGCAGACCAGAAGAAGAAACUGACCACGAUCGGCUCUCUGAAGAUCCUCAGCGGCCUCUGGGUGGGCUACUCAGAGCCAGGGUUCGAGGGUCGUCAGUACGUGUUGGAGGAGGGUGAAUAUGUUGACUGCUCUGAUUGGGGAGGUUUUGAGGACACACUCUGCUCGCUCCACCCCAUACGCUCGGAUUUUGUGUCUCCUCAGCUGAAGCUGUUCACCGAGCCUGAUUUCAGUGAGAGGAGUCUGAGCGUCGACCUGCUCGUCCCUGUCAUGGCCAUGGAGGAGACGGCGUACGGCUGUAUGAGCCAGUCUGCUGAAGUCCUCUCUGGAGUAUGGGUGGUGUUUGAGAACCCUGCCUUCUCCGGUGAGGUGUACGUGCUGGAGAAAGGGCUCUACUCGAGUUCAGAGGAUUGGGGAGCUCGUAAUCACAAGGUCUCCUCCAUCCAACCUGUGUUUACGGAUCAGACUGCUGGAUUGCCGAGGUUUAAGGUGAAGCUGUUCUCUGAGCCUGGGUUUCUCGGGGAUGUUCUGGUCCUGGAGGAGAGUUCACCCUUCCUGCCGACCGGAUUCUGCCCUCGAUCGUGUAAAGUUCUCUCUGGAAGCUGGGUGGCAUUUGAGGGGCCUCAGUUCACAGAGAACAUGUACGUGCUGGAGGAAGGAGAUUACUGUAACACUGCUGCGAUGGGCGGAGUCUCCACUGACCGCACCAUCCAAUCACUGCACACCAUCGGUCAUGAGUUUUCACUUCCCUCCAUCACUCUGUUCUGUAAGCCGUCUUUCAGAGGACGGAAGGUUGUUUUGACAGACGGCUGCUGCAGCCUAUCACUGAGCGGGAUCGAUGGGUGGAGCCAGUCUCUGGUGGUGAACGGAGGAAUGUGGGUGUUAUAUGAAGGGAAGAACUUUCAUGGCCGUCAGCUCUUACUGCAGCCCAGUGAAAUCGGUGACUGGAGGAAGUUCAGCGGCUGGAAGCAGGUCGGAUCUCUGCGUCCGUUGAUACAGAGCCCAGUGUAUUUCCGGCUGCGCAGUGCUGAGACCGGUUGUGUGAUGUCUCUAUAUGGGUCUCUGGAUGACAUCAAGCUGCUGAGAGUUCAGGUGCUGGAGGAGAACGGAGGAGACGAGCAGGUGUGGCUUUACCAACACGGCCAGCUGUGCUGCAAGCUGUUGGAGGAGUGCUGUUUAGAGCCCUCAGCUGGGAUGAUGAUGCCCGGGUGUCGCCUCAACGUUUCCCCUGAACGCGGGCAGGACAAUCAGUUUUGGAACAUCACAGCCGACGGCCUCAUCCGCUCCAACAUCAAACCUGACCUGGUGCUGGAGGUCAAAGGUGGACAGCAGUAUGAUAAAACCCAGGUGAUCCUGAACUCCUUUGAUGAGCAGAAACCCAACCAGAGGUGGACGGUGGAGCUCCUGUAACAUCUGGAAAGGGCUGUGCAGUAACCAACACUUUCACUGUGGGCCCUGUGGUGCAGCUCCACGUCUAUAAGGACGGUCCUGAGUGUCAGGACGUGACCCAGAAAAAAUAAAAUGUUUUUUUUUGACGUGUCAUGCUGCAGGAUGACCACAGGUGGCGCUCAAACACCACAGCUCUGAGCAUCAUGGACUCUGUGAGUGUGUUAAAAUUAAAACGAGGUGUUGAGCUGAUACUGUAAACCACUCACCUUUAAAGUGCCUUGCUCUUCAGUCCUCUGCUCUUCUUGCACUUUCUCACUGUCUCAUUGUUGUACAUUUUCUUCUGAAAGCUGUAAAAAUUUCUUGUUUUUUUUUUUUAAGAAUAAAAUGUUUUAUUCAUGUCUCAAUUAA